AUGGCCGAGGUCGCUGGUCUUGCGCUCGCCGUGGUGCCUUUACUGAUAAGCGCUCUGGAGCAUCGCCAAGGCAUAUCAAGACCUUUACGUGCCUUUUUCAAGUUUCGACAGGAACUCUCGACAGCUCUGAUCGACUUGAGAUAUGUAUUUGUCGCGUAUGACCAGAGUGUUCGAUUACUACUCAACACAAGAAGUCUGUCUUCUCAGCUGAAGAGGGAUCUUGGGUCCGCAUAUGACGAAUCCAUGGGUCUACUGAAGCGGAUCGAAGCCACCAUGGAGACCAUCGCCGCCGAUCUCGACAUAGGAGGCUCAGACCAGGUCUUACAGCAUGGAUUGCAGACUAUCAUUGCAGCAAACCCUCAAAUUUCCGAUCCGAAAAACCCUUCCAGUCAGAAAUAUCAGCUACGAGGACGUCUCAAGUUUACUCGGAAAAUCGGCAAAGUGACGGACGGCAUACACCAGCUAGAAGAAUAUAAUCGGAAAUUGCAAAGUCUUCUGGACAAUGCGAAGAAAAUUGGCGCCUCUCAGAACCUCGAUGAACCUGCCUCGCAGACCUCCAUAGAGUUCGUGGCCGAUUUGCAGACCAUACAAGCAAACGUUGCGAGGGUUCACAACGGUCUUAUCGGACGGUGGUGCCUGAAACCACAGGGUCAUCAGACGGGACUGUUGCUUGAGCAACGCCUCAGGCGCAGGAGAAGACACCGGCAAGGUCCGCUCAAUAGCGUGGGUAUGCAGGACCGUUACGGUGUCUCUAUUCGAAGAUGCGCUGAGAGGAGUUGGUUCGACACUGAAGUCCACGUGUCUUGCGAUGUCGAUACGGCGACCAGUUACCCCAAUAUCACCAUUGCUCCCCCUGAACCAUCAACUUCUGCACAGAGAUCCUCGACUGUCGUUAGCGAGGUGAGGGAUAUCUGCAUGGCUAUCCAGAGUGCGGCAUACCCGAAUUCCGGGUUCAGCCUAAAUAAACUCAACGUUCUUUGCGGAUUCCAUCACCUGGAAGCCCGUUCCUACUUUCUCGCGAAUAGUGCCGUCACAUUGAAUGGAUAUCUUCCGGUUAUCAAGAGGAAAGAGCACUCAAUUCCAGACUUAUACUGCCUCGCAAUCACUCUUGCAGCUUCGGUGCUUCAGUUAAGUGAAACGCCCUGUUUCUUCUCCACCUGA
Colletotrichum paranaense is the source of this 1161-nucleotide messenger RNA. RefSeq lists its product as uncharacterized. The transcript has 5 exons. NCBI's taxonomy places the organism in Eukaryota, Fungi, Ascomycota, Sordariomycetes, Glomerellales, Glomerellaceae. The coding region runs from base 1 to 1161 and encodes 386 amino acids. The record is from RefSeq and is a predicted model, not a curated record.